Nematostella vectensis (starlet sea anemone) is the source of this 2337-nucleotide messenger RNA. RefSeq names its product TIMELESS-interacting protein. The coding region runs from base 45 to 1169 and encodes 374 amino acids. Gene Ontology annotation, cellular component: replication fork protection complex; nucleus. Gene Ontology annotation, biological process: replication fork arrest; replication fork processing; DNA replication checkpoint signaling. Lineage: Eukaryota; Metazoa; Cnidaria; Anthozoa; Actiniaria; Edwardsiidae. The record is from RefSeq and is a predicted model, not a curated record. Gene Ontology annotation, molecular function: DNA binding. The transcript has 7 exons.
AGCGGUCAUACCUAAAAAAGCGCGGGAAAGUUCGCAAAGAAAACAUGGCGGCUGCUAGUGGAACGAUAACAUUCGAAGAUGACAUCGCAGCCGAUGGUGGAGCGGAAAACGCCAUAGACGAUAUAUUUGGAGAUGAUGACCCGUUCAAUAUUCCUGAGCCUUUACCUGCGUUAGACCCUGGAGAUAGUUUACUUGGUCUAGAUCCUUCAAAUGAAGAUGAUGAAUCGAAGAAAUCAGACAAGAAAAAGGUUGCAAAGAAGCGAUCGCCAAUGCCUAGACUCAACGAGGCGAGGCUGUGCUCAGAUCGGGGCAUUCCUGCAUUGGUUCAUCUAUGUGACAAUAUCAAGUUCAAGGGAAAAGGCCACGAGGCGUCAGAUGUCAAGGUGUUACUGCAGAGAUUUGAGCACUGGGCACAUCGCUUGUACCCUAAGUUCCCUUUUGAAAAUGUCAUCGAGCAGGUGGAAUCUCUUGGGAAAAAGAAGUUAGUCCAGAAUGCCAUCAAGCGAGCGAGAAGGGGGGAGUUGGAGGAGGUAGCAGACAAGGAAAGCUCCGACGACGAGAAUCAACUUGAUGUGGGAGCUAUCGGUUCAAGUGAGCUGAAUACGGGACAAGUACCCAAUAUCGGAUUUGAGAGUGUACAUACUGCUCCAGAUACAACGACUUCUGCUAAAGAAGCCCCGGUUGAGUUGACCGCUGACCAGCUUGAGCGCAUUCGCCAGAACAGGCUUAAAGCUAUUGAGCGCAGAAAGGCAAUACAAGUAUCGAUAGCAGAGAAUCAGCCAAUGGAAACUGACACUCGGCCAGAGCUUAUCGCAACUGAAGGCACAGGAAUUAUUAGAGAAGACGCCGAAGGUUUACCGAAAGAGAUCGAAGUUUCGCCGAAAGUGACCAAAGUUUCACCGAAACAGACCGAAACUUCACCGAAAGAGGCCGAAGUUUUAUCGAAAGAGAACGAAAUUUCAAUGGAAGAGACCGAAGUUUCACCGGAAGAGACUGGAGUUUCACAGACAAAGAACGGCAUUUCACAAAUUGAGGCAGAGGUUCAAGAGAAAGAGAUAUAUUUUCCAUCCAAGGCGAUAGAGAUUCUAGCCAAAGAGGUAGAACCUCUCCUCGUGGAGGUACAGCUUCCACCGAAAGCAACAGAGCAACCAGAAAUCACUCCCGAUUAGAAAAAGGGGUUCGAAUCACGACGUCACUGAUGCAAAUGUUUGUCUGUAUUUGUGAAAAUUGAUAACGUAAUAAGCAAGCUAUAAAUUAACACAAGGCUAAAAAAAAGUAUGUUGAAUGCCUUUGUGAAGGUGAAAUAGACUAUUCAACGCAACUUCUUUGCACUUCACAGAGGCGUUCAACAUACUUUUUCAACCUUGUGUAGAUUACUCUUGUUUCAGGCCCUGUGUUAUAUUUGGUAACCAACGUCCACCAUACCUAUAUCUUUGCACUUCACAGAGGCGUUCAACAUAUCUGAUAUCAACAUUCAUGAUCUAUAGCUUGUCUACACCACGCCUGGGGAGACCAUCUAGUUUUUCUACAGCUUGUCUGAAGUCUUUCUAGUUAUACCAUAACCUAAUAAAGCCGCAUUGUCACCAGUGUACUUCCCGAGGUCCGACGGAAACCUCAACCGUUGAAAGACAAAAGAAUCGAUUAAAAUCCGAGAUAUUAAACAUACCAUCCGCUCUAAAUUAUCAAUCACAUCCUCAAAGAAACUUCCAGUAAACACACUGCUUUCAAUAUUUUGAAAUAUUUUUCGCGUUUUCUGUUAAAAAUCAUCGGAGAUUGUUACGUAAUCGACCGGAAGUAAACUGCUGACAAUGCGGCUAUAAGCAGGUACAUACUGUUCACAUAUAGAGACUGCUUUAUUAAAAUCAACUGCUUUAUUCACGUAUAAGUUUUAUAUCAAAGACAGGUGGCUCUAAAAUCAAUCGAAUGGCUUAUAUCUUUGCGUGUUAGGGUUUCAGCACUAAUGACGUUACAAAGUACGCACCACCUCGUUAUACGUUGAAAUUACAAACAGAGGAAUGAAAUAAUUAAAAAUCAAAACCUGUAAGAAAACUUUUUAAAUAAUUAUUUGAAUGAUAGUUUUUGUUAUAAUGUGAAACAUGCUGUGUGUGUGUGUAUUGUGUUUUUAUUUUAACGUUUGUGUAAUCGAUUAAAUGAAUUAUUAGAUCCACCCGAGCUUGAAAGUAUGGGUUGAAACAAUGGGAUCAAGGGCAAAUCUCAACUACUAUCUAAGCAUGCUAAAACUUCAUCACGCCACUGAAAUUUACGCUUAUAAACUGAUUAUAUCGUCAGUUAACAUCAUCUCUCAGAAGAAAUUCAAGAAUAAAAAAACACUAGUUA